AUCAAAACUAUGACAGUUCAGAAAAUAACGCAUCCAUAAACAAGAAGACUAUUGUCUAUUGUAGAAAUGAAAUUGAAUAUGGCGUACAAAAAUAACAAGGGCGCUAAAAGAUUAUUUUCGUUAUUCAUUAAAAUUUCAAUUCAGUGAUUGAUAAAUUAUUAUAGUUAAAAAGUAACAAACGGUAUACAUUUUACGCAAAAGGUAUUAGUGCAUUAGUAGAUCGAAAAUGUCAACAAGGAUAAGGGUGAAUUUCGAAAUUGGACAUGAAGUUUCGAUUAAAUCGAAGAAAACUCCCGAAGGUUUCACUCAUGAUUGGGAAGUAUUUGUGCGCGGUCAGGAAGGAGCUGAUAUAAGUCACUUUGUUGACAAAGUAGUUUUCCUGCUACAUGAAACUUUCCCAAAGCCAAGGCGAGUGGUCAAAGACCCACCAUUUCAUAUCAAGGAGUCAGGGUAUGCAGGCUUUUUGUUUCCAAUUGAAAUUUAUUUAAAAAAUAAAGAUGACCCAAAAAAAAUUAAAUUUAGCUAUGACCUAAAUUUACAACAAAGUGCUUUUCUGAGAGAUAGAUAUAUAUUCCAAAAUCCAAAUGAUGAAUUCAGGAAAAAAUUGUUGAAGGGUGGUGGAAUAAUAAUGAGUAAUGAUACAUUCUAUACUAAUCCUGACCAGGAAUGUAAGAGCAGAGAUUCCUUUACUGAUGAAAAGCCACAACUAGUCAGCAAGCCUAAACUAUCAUCAGACAAUGGUAAAAAGCAUAAAGUAAAAGAAUACAAAGAUGAACAACCACACAGAACUAGCAGCUUCGAGAAUUUAUUUGGGGCUCCUAUUCACAAGCCCCCUAAAGUGUCUCCUGAACCAAAGAAGCUGGAAAAGACUGCAGCCCCUGUAAAAUCAGAAAAAAAAGAUAAGGAAAGGUCCAGUUCAGAUAAAAAAUCUAAACAUGAACACAAAGAAUCAAAACCCGAUAAAGUAAAAGUAAAAGAGGAAAAAGAUAAACAAAAAUCAGACAGAGUCAAGAAUCAUAAUAAAGAACAAGAAAGAACCAAAGAAAAAAGUAGUAAGAGGCAAAAUGAAAGGCCACCAUCCCCUGACCAAAUUAAAAAAAGAUGUCUUAGCCCAAAUAGAAAAGUACCAAGUCCUUUGCCUAGAUCCAGUAGUGCAUCUAGUAUGAAAGAGGAACAUAAAAAUACAAAACAUACUUUGGAAAGCUUUGAACAAAAGAAACCAAAAACAGAGGAAAGGAUAGCAGAUGUUAAAGUAGAGAAAGAUAAAGAAAAGAAGAAAAAGGAGAAAAAAAGCCAUGAUAGGGAUAAAGAAAGAAAAGAGAAGAAAGAACACAAAAAAGAGAGUCACAAGACAAAAGAUUCUCCUAAAGAGCCAAAAGAAUUGCCAAAAGAAAUUCCAAAGCCAAGAGAUAUUGUAAAAGAAAAAGAAACAGUUAAAGAUUCCCCAAUUAAAGACAAACAAGUAAGACCUGAAAAGCCUAUAAACAAAUUUUCAAUAGAAAAUCUUACAAAAACUCCACCACCUGAAAAUGUGGAUCGGCAUGAGGGCCAUAAGUCAAAAGAUAAGGGAGACUCAGAAAGAAAACACAAACACAAGAAAAAAGAUAAAAAACGAGAUGAAUCAAAGGAAAAGCACAAAGAAUCCAGUAAAGAGAAAAAGCACAAACAUGAGAAGGUGCGUGAAAUGCCACCUGAGAAAGUAGAGAUAAUUGAACACAGAGAGACUCCAGUUCCUAAAGAGAGGCCCAUACCAGAGCCAGCAUCACCUAUAUCAAUUGACACAGCAUCUCAAUGUAGUUCUAAAAGUGGGUUAAAUAAAGCUAUACACAUAGCAGAAGAUAAUAACAGCAGUCAUUCUGAUUCUGAGGGCUCAAUGAUAGCAGAUGAGGAAGAUGUCAAAGUCAAGGUAGAGAACCCUUCCCCCAAACUAAAAAGGGAACCUUCACCAGAGCCUGAGCCUGAACUAGAACCGGAACCUGAGCCUGAGCCUGAACAGGAACCAGAUGUUGAAAUGGAACCUGAACCCAAGCCGGCAGUAGAGGCACCUCCGGUUCAACAAAAAGAAAAAACAAAGAAACACAAAGAUAAAUCGAAACGAGAAGAAAAGCGUCGUAGACGGAAAGCAGUAGAAGAAGAAGAUGCUGAAAAUAGAAAGGUUGCAAAAGUGGCUGACUCUGGGCCGUCAAAUAAUGAAACUGAGCACGGAGAGAGCAGUGGUUCAACAUCUAUGGAGACCAAAGUGCAAGACAAUGGAGUGUCAAGUAGCUUAGGGGAAGAUGCGGAGCCUGGUGACCUCUCCCCAGACUACAUGGUCCAACUGAGGGACUUACAGCAGCGCAUCAUGAUGAUUAAAAAUAAUGAGGAGUUAGAGAGGGUUGUAAAUCUAAUUGCAGAAACGGGAAGGUAUGAAGUGACAACACAAACGUUUGAUUUUGACUUGUGCUUGUUGGACAGAUCGACAGUACAGCAGCUGAUACAACUUGUUGGUUGCUAGCUCCUAAACUUGGACCUUUUUAGGAAUUGUAAAUACCGCUUAUAAUUGAAGCACAGAGUUAUGAGAUAGGUUCCUCUGCCUCAAGCUUUUUAUUUUACAAAAUUAUAAAACCCAAUUCACCUUAAAUUGGGUUUUAUAAUUUUGCUAUUACGCUAGAAAUAUUGCUCGUAAGUCGAAAAUACGCAUCAUGUAGUGAUAUUAAUAGGAGUAAUCUAUUAUAAUCUCAAUUGACUACUUCACAUAAAAUUUUUAAAAGGAGUUCUAAGUGCAAUAAUUUAUAGGUUACAUAAAGUUAUAAGACUGUUGAAAGAUUGUUAAAGGUAUUGUAUAUUUUGUACAUUAUAUUGUAUUGAUUUAUUAUAAUGUAAGUUAAUUAUUAAAGAGUUUUUAAUUACCCUCUCCGAGUCGAUGGGACUUAGAGAGGCUAUGUUAAAUGAUUUUGUAUAAAUCACACUAGUUAUAUAUUAUCAACACUACAUACACGACUUUUUACAAGUUAGUGAUACUUUGCACUUUUAUUUUAAACAUUGGUUUUUUUUGUAAUAACUAUGUCCUAAACAUAUUAUUAAUUUGUAAGAUUGUUAUUAACUCUACACUACAUAGUAAAUUAUAGGCAUUUUAAAGCAGGAAACCAAUGAGAUGCUAUUACCCUAGAGUGUGCAUCUUGCUAGUGUGAUUGUAUAUAGAAAACUAAUAAAAUUGGUAUUGGAUGCAGCACAUUUUUGAUGAUUUUAUUAUGGAACUUGAUCAAUUUUUAUUAAUAAUUUAGUUUGUAUCGAUUUAUUUAUUAAAUGUGUUUUUAUUGUGGCUGCUUAUUUAUAUAAAGGUACUGUCUUAGGUAAUAACAUCUCAAUGGCAGAUAUUUCUAUUAUAUUUUAGUGUGAUUAAAAAUUUCAGAUUGAUUUAUGUAAAUUAAGUUGUGUUAUACUUAUAUUUUAAUAUAACUUAUUUUAACUUAUCGCUUAUUUUGGCUAUAUAUUUAUAAUAAAUAGAGUGUAUAUUAAUAUUGUA
Messenger RNA from Bicyclus anynana (squinting bush brown), 3505 nucleotides. RefSeq names its product protein AF-9 (gene ear). The record is from RefSeq and is a predicted model, not a curated record. Gene Ontology annotation, biological process: regulation of DNA-templated transcription. The coding region runs from base 227 to 2494 and encodes 755 amino acids. The transcript has 3 exons. Gene Ontology annotation, cellular component: super elongation complex. Lineage: Eukaryota; Metazoa; Arthropoda; Insecta; Lepidoptera; Nymphalidae.